Panicum virgatum (switchgrass) is the source of this 2223-nucleotide messenger RNA. Its product is annotated as mitotic apparatus protein p62-like. The transcript is spliced from 8 exons. The record is from RefSeq and is a predicted model, not a curated record. Bases 147 to 1415 code for a protein of 422 amino acids. Lineage: Eukaryota; Viridiplantae; Streptophyta; Magnoliopsida; Poales; Poaceae.
AACAGCAAGGGUCGCGGGCUCACUCGCCGCCGGCCGCCGCUCCAACCAACCAAACAGGCAAACAGUCAUCACCUCGCCUCGCGCGCCUCUUCGAAAUCUCCCCUUCCAAAUUCCAUCCCGAGCGGAACAACCAAACGAAAUCCGCAAUGCCGCGCCGCCGCGAUCGCAAACCUGCGAUGCCGAGCCGCCGCCGGCCGCCCCGGCCACGGGCCCGACUCCCUCCCGGCGAACGCGAACGCCGCCUCGCCGAGGAGGUCCUCUACCUCCACUCCCUCUGGCGCCGCGGCCCUGCCGCCCCCGCCCGAACCCAGUCCCGCUCCGCCGGCCGCAUAACCACCGAGACCAAGCGCCGCAGGCUCGACACCGCCGCCGACCAGCCACAGGAUACCGGGCUCGAGUGGCCCCUUGCGCCAUCCCCGCCGAAUUCCUCCCCGAAAACUUGGCCCGAGGCCGCGCCGGCCUCGUCCCCUUCCCCCGCGAAGCCUCCGCCUCCGCCGCCUUCCCCCGGCGCGCUCGCGCAGCGAGAGGCCCUCCGCUCCGCGGCGGAGUUCUUCUCCAACCGCGACUCCGACGACGACGACGACGGCGCCGGGUCCGAGUCGGAGGGCGAGCAGGACGCGGCGGGGUUCAUCACGGGCCUGUUCGAGCGGGACGCCGCGCUGCGGGGCCACUACGAGCGGGGCUGGGAGGAGGGGCAGUUCGCGUGCGUGGCGUGCGCCGGGGGCGCGAGGAAGCCGGGGCGGCGGUUCCGGGGCUGCGUCGCUCUCGUGCAGCACGCGCGCGCCGCCACGCGGUACGGGAGGCCCCGGGCGCACCGCGCGCUCGCCGCCGUCGUCUGCCGCGUGCUCGGGUGGGACGUCGCCCGGCUGCCCAGCAUCGUGAUCGAUCCCCGGGGCACGCUCGGGCAGGCGCUCGCUGCCGAGGCCAAGGCCGAUGUUCAACUGGCGAAGGAGAAUGAUGCUACUGGGGACGAAAAUGACUCUUCGAGUGAUGAGGAUGAAGAAGAGGAAGAAAUUGAGAAAGAUAAUGGAAACUCAAGUGCCAAUGGUGACGAAGAGGACAAUGAACUAGAGAACAGUGAAGACUCUGCUGAAAAGGAGGAUGUUGAAAAAGGGACGGAGGACUCUAGAAACACCGAGGAGGAGGAGGAGGAGGAUAUUGAACUAGAUAACGGCGAGAAGUCUGCUGAAAAGGAGGAAUUGGAAGAAAACGGUGCAUGGAAUUCCAAAGAGAUUUCUAAGAACGAAGUGCUUCGUAAUAAAUUGGUCCAGGAGGUCAAUACCAGUAAGGAUGAUUCUUUGAACCAAGGUAAUAGUGAAGAAGUUCACAGGCAAGAGAUUGCUAAAGAAUCUUCUGAACAGGAGAAUAUAAACAAUACAUAUCUGCCAGGCUCCAAAGAUAGAUGUAAAAAAUGAAAAGCACUGUAAAGAAGCUGCUGUCCAAGAGAUACUCUAGAAGCAUCUCAUGCAUUCCUGGUAGCUGUGCAAAGACGAUUGCUGAAAUCCCGUUAUGAGAUUCAUUGGAUGGCUGGUGUUCGUGUUGAAGACGCACCAGAAUCCUUAGGCUAACUGCUUAGCUGAUAUAGACGCCAGUAUGCAAACACUUAUUCACUUUAUAAAAUUUGUAUUUCAGACUUUGGGAGACGCAACUCCAAUGGCCGUGAAACUGAGGAACGUUUCCUCCACGAAAUACCAGUUACCUACUUGAGCAUUGUUCAUCUUCGUUGAUGCUGUGGCUGAAGAAGUAAAAAUGUAUGGAUGGGAGAAGCUGCUUGCUUGCUCCGGCAAAACAUGGCGGACUGAUACAGUAUUAGGUUGAUCUGCUGGCAAAAACUAUUUUCGACUACGUAACCUCAUGAAAAUCCUUACUGAUGUUGGCCCGAAAUCAGAUACCUCCAAAUUGGGCCGAGUGUUGAAUCGUUUUGUCCAAAUCUUAUAAUCGAGUCGCCCCUAGCAAAUUGGCCCGAGUGUAGAAUUGUUGUCUGAAUCUUAUAAUCGAACUUUGCUAUGUGCAAGUCUUCUGAAAUCUUCUUUUCAAAAAAAAAAAAAAAGAUCUUCUGAAAUGGGACGUAAUUGUUCGCAUGGUUAAAUUGAAGGGCCCUGAAUUGAAUUUGGGAUGGGUGUAUAAUUGAACUGUUUUGAAUGUUACAUUCAGCAACACCAUCUUUGUAAUUGGGUUGUCCCAAACUUGAAAUUGAAAGCUAUGUGUCGUAAUUGUUUAUCC